This is a messenger RNA of Fundulus heteroclitus (mummichog), 1421 nucleotides long. RefSeq names its product trace amine-associated receptor 13c-like. Gene Ontology annotation, cellular component: membrane. The record is from RefSeq and is a predicted model, not a curated record. The transcript has 2 exons. Bases 1 to 999 code for a protein of 332 amino acids. NCBI's taxonomy places the organism in Eukaryota, Metazoa, Chordata, Actinopteri, Cyprinodontiformes, Fundulidae. Gene Ontology annotation, molecular function: trace-amine receptor activity. Gene Ontology annotation, biological process: G protein-coupled receptor signaling pathway.
AUGAUAAUUCGGGACAGUGCAGACCUCUGCUAUCCACAUCUCUACAAUAACUCCUGCAAAAAACCUUCAUUGCCCUGGACUGAAGUUGUUCCUGUUCAGAUCACACUAGCCUUAAUCUCUAUGAUCACCGUGGCUCUCAACCUGCUUGUAAUCAUCUCGGUCUCCCACUUCAGGCAGCUCCACACACCCACUAACAUCCUCCUCUUCUCUCUGGCUGUGUCAGAUUUGCUCGUGGGGUUCAUAUCAAUGCCAGGGGAAAUCUACCAAAAUACAAGCUGCUGGUUUCUUGGUGAUAAUAUUUGUUUUUUAUACAAUUAUUUGUGCUAUAUUAUUCCCUCCACCUCAGUAGGGGAUAUGGUGCUCAUAUCAAUUGAUCGUUAUGUGGCUAUUUGUGACCCUCUGCAUUACCAAACUAGAGUCACUAAGAGAAGGGUCAAAGUCUGUGUCUGUCUGUGUUGGCUCUGUUCAGUUGUCUACAACAUUUUAUUUCUAAAAGAUGAUCUGAUUCAAGCAGGAUGGAAUAACUCCUGCUAUGGAGAAUGUGUAACUGCUGUUGAUUUAAUUUCAGGAACUUUUUAUCUUGUUUUUACAUUUUUUGCUCCAGUUACCAUCAUCAUAGUCCUAUACAUGAAAGUAUUUGUGGUCGCUGUGUCUCAGGCUCGUGCCAUGCGCUCUCACAUUACAGCCGUUAAACUGCAGCAUUCAGUUAAAACAAUAGCAAAGAAAUCUGAGCUGAAAGCAGCGAGGACUCUUGGUGUUCUUGUUGUUCUGUUUCUAAUAACUUUCUGCCCAGCUUACUGUGUCUACCUUGCAGGGGUUGAAUCAUUCAGUGAUUCCUCUGUGUUUGCAGUGGAUUUUCUGUUCUAUUUUAACUCCUGUGUAAACCCUGUGAUUUAUGCCCUAUUCUAUCCUUGGUUUAGAAAAACAGUAAAACUCAUUGUCACCCUACAAAUAUUGAAGCCUGGCUCCUGUGAGACCAUAAUACAGUCAAUUAAUUAAAUAUAAAAAUAUCAAUUUUCCCCCCCAAAAUAGUAUCAAAAUAUCAUUGUAAUUUUCAGUGUUCAAAGCCACUUAGAUUACCAAAUGUUUUGAUGUUUUUUUAAUGUGUUAUGAGUUUUUUUUAUUUCCCACCUCAUCAUCUACAUUGAGGAAAUGAUUCUUCUCUUGAGAGAAAUCAUGCAGUGGUUGAUUGUAUGUUAUCAUUUCCCUUUUAACUUGCUUAAAGUUGUAUCUAUUGGGAAAUUCUAGCAGAAUCAUCACUUUCUUAAGCAAAAUUUAUAGAUUUUCUUGGAGAGCAGAUAACAGGAAUCAGCUUUUUGUUGGCCACCUAAAGUCUUUUCAUGUGUCUGCACUGUGUAUUCUAGCUUCUGUUAUUGUACCAGCUGACAUUUGUAAUGCUCUUGUUUCUUAAAUAUUGUUUA